Porites lobata is the source of this 3776-nucleotide messenger RNA. NCBI's taxonomy places the organism in Eukaryota, Metazoa, Cnidaria, Anthozoa, Scleractinia, Poritidae. The record is from the annotation of a GenBank genome assembly.
AUGUUAAAAGUUGGUAUCGAUGGUUGUCAGAAUCAAGUUAACGGUAACUGGGAUAAAAAUAAAUCAAUUUUUUUACUUUCUUUUGUCAGUACAUCCCGCUCACAAUCUCAAGAUGUCGACAAACCUUCCCGCGAAAAAGCAAGAAGGCGAUAAACCGGCGUAAGUACAAACUUAAAAUUCGUACUGAAUGAAGUUAGCUGAUAUUCUGUGGAAAUAUGUUUGCCCUGAGCUGCCCUGAUUAAACUAUAGCUAGGUAAAACCCCAAUAAUCUGCUCAUGUGUUAAUAAAUCAAUUCGAUGCUUGGUGUUAGCUUAAAUUUGUUAAAUAAAUAAGCUUAUGUACAAACUUGCGACUUUUAGCGUGUAGGUCUUGCAGAAUGUUCGUAUUUCAUAUUUUUCUCCAUUUUGAAAAUUUUAAUUUCCUUUGAUAGCAGCGAUUUCCCUCAGCGAUGAAAGCUUUGUGUGUGUAUGCUUUUAAGCAACACUUUCUUGCAACUUCGUAUAAGCUUAUGUUUAAAAUUAGACUAGCCGACAAAUAGCAAGAAGGUAAUCCUGGCAAACCAGUAUGUACAUAAAUAAAUUUGUUAUAGAAAUACACACACAGACUUGUAUAUAUUAUAUAAAUGCUUACACAUAUAUACGUAAUAUAUAGAUUUAGCCAGGGCUAAAAGCGAAGCUCCCAUUAAUAAAUUUAUAUUUUAAAUCAAACAAUACACUUGUAAUCCACAAAUCAGUUAACUUAAGGGCACAUUCAUGUGACUUUUGAGGGAAAGGAUAAGUUACUUUGAGUGAAACAUCUUACAUCGAGUUGAUAGCCUAAAUAUACAUGUAUGUACACGCAAAAAAUAGCAAACAUCUUCUAUCACAUUCAAGAGCCAUAAUGGCUCUUGAUCACAGUAGAUUAGGCCUCGAAAACAAAUUCUUGGAAAACAAAUCAGGCCGCAUUUUUUUGCCUUCGACAGGUUUACUUUACAAAUUCUUGCCAACAAAUCUUAGGGUGUGUAAACCAACCUUUUAUACUUUUUAUACAUCAAAUCUGAGGUGAAACAGCACUUUUUAUCAUACAGACCUCGGACAGAAUACGGCAUUUCACAAUUUUUCAAUGUUCAGGACGAUCAAUCGUAGGCUUUUAUUGAAACCGUUCAAAAAAUUUCCAAAAUCACCCAUACGGCCAGCCGGUUCUCAUUUUUAGUGUGAGCUGUCAGUGUGGUCGAGUGUUUGAAUGAACUUUAAUGGAGACACGCUUCAACAUAAUAACGAAUUUAUUGUCAUUAUCUUUUGUUAUUUAAUGGUUCCAGUUAUAACGGUGUGUAAUCUUUAAAGCGUUUGAUAGGCGUGACAUUUCUAAGUACUCCUGCAAGCGAUAUUCAUGAACGAUGAAAUCAAACACCACGGACAAGCGAUUAAAAUUGCAAGAGAGACUACUAACAAUCAAUAAAAGAAAUACAAUUCGGUAAAACACUUACAGAGACAACAAUUUUCAGUCACGAAGACAAGUAUGAAACUGUCUCUAAAAAUCCUGAGCCGUUUAAGCUUAAAGCUUAAGUUUAUUUUGUUUUACUUUCAGCCGGCCUCUCGGUGUUUGUUUUUUUUUUCAAAGAUGAACUCCUCGAAGCAAGAAAAUCACUCACAAAGUUUUCUUUCUACAGCCAAAUUUAUAACUAAAUAUUCUUCGGAACGUUUUUUUUCUAUUUGCCGUGAGAAAAUAUAUCUGAAGGCCUUUUAAAGUUCUGUAAGCUUAUAUCAAACCUGAUACUAGAUCAGAUCAUUGACUUAAAUCUUAAACAAACGUGCAAAAACUUGCCGCAUAAACUGUGCUCGAUUUCAUGAAAUUAGAUAUAACAAAAACAAACAUCAAAUACAAUAAUUACUCAGGCUUACCAUUCGAGAUUCAGUUCCUGAAAGAUAUCAAGGAAGGCCAUAGUUGCUUGAGACUUUUAAACCCUCUUACGCUUUGAGCAAGGUGAAAGACGAAAACGAUGCCAUCCGAAAUCGGAUUACCCAAUUUUGACGAGCGACGCAUUUCUCAACCAAAAACCCAAUAAACAAACCAGCCAGGCAUAACAGAAGACUCUUGAUAGCAGCUGUAUUUCAUUUUGUACAUCCAGAGGAAAAAGACAGUUAAAAACAUCACAAGUUGACACAAAACUCUGUCAGCUUUAGCUGUCAAAGUAAACAACUUUCAAGAUGCUGCAUAAAUUUUCCGCAUGAACUCACCUGUCAAAUUUUGACCAAUCAGAGUACAAAAAUUGGACGUAGAGCGUGACCAACGCGUGACCAUGGUAAGAAAAGGUCUUCCCCGCCUUUAUUUUUAAAAAAGUGGCUGAAUUUUCGCGUCCGAGGUCAGUUUGAAAUCAAAAUCUUGACAGUGCGGGGCCAUAGUGACAUAAACACAACAUAUUUCAUAUGAGUCAUUGGAAAAAAUAGACUUGAGCCUGCGAUAAUUUGAAACUGGUAAUUUGUCAGCGGAUAACUUCAAAAAAGUACUUGACCUAGAUGGGUCGACACUUGAGCCCGCGCUACGGUCAGGUUAUACUGGUCAGCGGAUAUCCUGUUUUGACGGCUGUCAAUUGAUCACAACAGUGAUGUGCAAUUAGUUUUCUAUUGGGCUCCCAAACUAGCAAGAAAGUGUGAGUUAACAUUGGUUUCCCUGUGGUGCGGACGGACGGUCGUACGGUCACGUGAUUACCAAAUUUUCUCGGAUGGGUAGAUUACCACAUUUCCUUAGCUAUGGGGCUCCGUCCACGCGCGCGCUUCGCGCGCGGGUGGAGCUCCGCUAUUAUAGUAGUUAUUUCCUAAAUAUUUAUAAAAGAAAAAGAAGAAGUGAUGAAGCAACUGAAACAAAAGAACAGUUAUGUCAAUAGAGAAGCUACAGAAAAACAAACUUAGCUUAUCUUAAUUCUUCAUUUCAUUAAUUAGUGUAUCUACCUCUAGACAGCUAGGAGUCUUCAGGUUCUAAAAUAUUUUUUUCCAUGAUUGUGGUAAUACAACCCUUUUUAAUAAUUUUUUGUUGUAUUGCUUGUUUCAAUAUUUAUCUGCAGUGAAAAGAUGAUGUUUUGGACUGACAGACACGAUGUAAUUCUCUGUCGAGAAAUUUUGAUACACAAUCCCUUUCAUUACAAGAAGAGCUCAAUUCAAAGAGGACAGGUUUGGAAUGACAUCGCUGAACGACUUGUUGCAGUUGAUGAAGAAAGAUUCAAGUCAGAUUUAGACAGAAGGGGUGUUCGUGAUCGAUACAACCUGUUAGCAAAUAAGCUGAGAAGAAAGCUAAAAGAUGAAAGGAAAGCUUCCGGAAUUGAAACUGAUAUGUCAGAGGUGGAAGUUGCUCUGGAAGAUUUGAUCGAGAGGGAAGAUGAAUCGAAUAAACAGCACAAGGAGAAUCAAGAUCAAAACCUAAAGAGGAAAGAAGAUCGACAACAGGCUGAAGAUAUUCGCACAAAGUCAUUGGAGAGACUGGGGGAAACUCAGAAACGAAAAGGGCAAGACAGCAACCUUCAGACCAAAGCUAAGAAGAAGAGGGCAACUGGAGGAGAUGCAGUAGUGUUCUUAAGAGAAAGAACUGAGGCAAUGGUUGCUGCUCGUAAGGAGGAGGUCAAUAUGAAAGUAAAACAACAAGAGGCUGAGAGCAAACGACACCAGGAUUUUCUCGAAUUGAUGAGGCAACAACAACAGCAACAGCAGCAGCAAAUGCAUAACAUGCAAGCUAUGCUUCUCCAACAACAGCAGCAGCAAACUCAGUUGAUUAUGGCACUCGUGUCUAAGUUAGACCAUAAAUAA